ACCAUGUGCUACGUGAACAGCAUUUGCCAAUAUUAUGCCAAUCGCUCCCCCAAGAAGUUUGUGAAUAUAGUUCAUCCACUGGCGACUAUCUUCGUGGUGGCGGGAAUAUCCUUUUUCUUCUCGGUGCAAAUGUUUUACAUCGCACCUCGAGUGUACAAGGACAUGGCCUACGAGCUCUACUGGCUGCUGGCCAUCUUUAUAAUGCAAAAUAUACUAGGCAACUGGUGGGCCUGCUAUAGAACCAGCUCAUCGGUGGAGAGUCUGCCCAAGGAUUCCCAAAAACCGGUUCCGGAGGAGGAGCACCUGUGGCGCUUCUGUGAAUCCUGUAAGAAGCUCAUGCCUCCCAGGUCCUGGCACUGUGCACUGUGUAAAUGCUGCAUUCUGAGGAGGGACCACCACUGCAUUUUCACCGCCACCUGCAUUGGGCACAAUAAUCAGCGAUACUUCUUCUGGUUUGCAUUCUACUUAACAUUUGGCCUUGUCGUGAGCUUUGUCACCUUUUGCCUAUACUUAAGAACGACUGGCUGUAAUUUGUUUGUGUUGCCUGACCUGUACUCGAAUAUGAUUUUGGAGUUCUUGUGCACACAUCGCAACACUACCUCAGGCGGCAGUGUCUUUCAGACCAUAACCUACGUACUGAACGUUUUCGCCCUGGUUAUUCCUGGCUUCAUGCUGGCAUAUCAAGUACAGAUCUUGUGGCUUAACUCUAGUUACUACCAAGUGUUUGAUAGGGUCUAUGAUUUGGGCUUCCUCGAGAACUGCAAGCUUAUCAUGGGCCAGCGAGGACUCUGGACAUUCCUAACUCCCUGGCUGAAGAGUCCUUUGCCCCACGAUGGCACUCAGUGGCAGAUGAAGCCACAGUCCCAUUGAAUUUAUUGCGGCCUUUCAACGAAAAUCCAAAAUUAAGAAGAUAAUACUAUGACUAACGUGCUUUUUAUGUAAAGAAUUAAGAAAAAUAUUUAAUUUUAUUAAAGGACCAUAUGAAAGAUUUCUUUCAUUAUAUUUCA
Drosophila biarmipes is the source of this 1007-nucleotide messenger RNA. RefSeq lists its product as uncharacterized. Gene Ontology annotation, molecular function: palmitoyltransferase activity. The record is from RefSeq and is a predicted model, not a curated record. The transcript has a single exon. Bases 4 to 870 code for a protein of 288 amino acids. NCBI's taxonomy places the organism in Eukaryota, Metazoa, Arthropoda, Insecta, Diptera, Drosophilidae.